Durusdinium trenchii is the source of this 1398-nucleotide messenger RNA. NCBI's taxonomy places the organism in Eukaryota, Dinophyceae, Suessiales, Symbiodiniaceae. The record is from the annotation of a GenBank genome assembly.
AUGGCUUCAGCGAGCCGGCGGGAGUCAGCCAAGUUCUUGAGAAAUCGCUUCAGGCCCUGCGAAGAUUGCCAGACCAAGGGCUAUCACAUGUUGCAGCACAAGCAGCGGGUAGUCAAGAAGGUCGAUCACCAAUCAAGCAAGAAAUGCGGCCAUGUUGACUGCCCUGAGGACGAUGAUGACGAUGAUGACGAUGAUGACGAUGACGAAUCAAAGGGCAUUGUGGCAAAGCAUGGCUUUCUGAAGGUGGCGCAGAAUAGGGUUGUGGACCAGUCUGGAGAGGUAGUGCGACUUCGGGGUAUGUCGCUGUUCUGGUCCCAGUGGAAGCCGCAGUACUGGACCAAAGGCACCACCCGUUGGCUCAAGAAGAAGUGGGGAAUCACUCUGCUACGAUGUCCAAUGGCCAUUGAGGCAGGUGGAUAUCUGACAAACCCACAAGAAGAGAUGAACAAAGUCAAGACAGUGGUGGAAGCAGCCAUUGAGCAGGGGAUUUAUGUCAUCAUUGACUGGCAUGACCACAAUGCUGAACAGCACGAACAGGAAGCUGCAGAGUUUUUUGGGCAAGUGGCCAAGAAGUAUGGUCAUCACCCCAAUGUCAUUUUCGAGAUUUUCAAUGAACCGAUCUUUCAAGCCUGGAACACGACCAUCAAGCCGUACCAUGAGAAGAUCGUGUCGGUCAUUCGACAACAUAGCUCGAACCUCAUCAUUUUGGGCACUGGCACCUGGUCCCAAGAUGUGGACAUUGCUGCCGAAGACCCAGUUGAGGGAGAGAAUCUUGCGUACACUAUCCAUUUCUAUGCCAACACCCACAAGCAGGAGCUGCGAGACAAGGUCCUCAAGGCUUUAGAGUCGGUGGCCAUCUUUGCCACGGAGUGGGGCACUUGCGACGCCAGUGGGGAUGGCACUUUGAACCUUGCAGAGACGAAGACCUGGCUCGACUUCUUUGAAGAGCAUCAUAUCUCUGACGCCAAUUGGGCCAUCAGCGACAAACAGGAAGCCUGUUCAGCCCUUCUUCCAGGCGCCAGUGGUGAUGGCGGUUGGGAGGAUUGUGAGCUGACAGAGUCGGGACACUUCGUGAGGUCAACCCUAUUGGGUGAGCCUAUGCCAGCCACAUUGCCAGAGCCCUGCCCGAGGCUGACAACGCCUCCUCCAGGGAUGUGCGCAGAUUCUACGGAGGAUUGCUCAAAGAAGAAGUGUUGCAAUGACUUGGGUGCCAAGUGCUUUCAGAAGAAUAAGUACUGGGCCUCGUGCAAGUCCAGCUGCGUGAAAGGCAUCGAUCCCAGCGAUCCUCCCGAGUGGGCGACUCCUUGGACUUGCAAGGUACUGACCAGAGAUGGUGACGAUGAUGAGCAGGAUUCUGCAGCUGCCAUGAACAAGGAAGCUUCCAAGCUCACCGCCUGA